Molecule: messenger RNA, 931 nt
Organism: Helobdella robusta
Lineage: Eukaryota; Metazoa; Annelida; Clitellata; Rhynchobdellida; Glossiphoniidae
Exons: 3
Source: RefSeq, a predicted model, not a curated record
AUCAUUAAAAUUAUUGACAACAACAAAAUCAUCACUGCUACUACCUUAAACAACGCUAAUGUUAGCCAGAGCAAAAUCAACAACGGUUUCAUUGCUAACAACAACAACAACAACAUCAGUAACAAUAACUUUAGUACCAUCAUCACACAUAAUAACAUUAUCGCCAAAAAUAACACCAGCAACAUCACAAAUAACGUCAACACCAUCAUCACAACUAACAACAACAUCAACAACAACAACAUCAUCAUCGCAAAUAGCAUCAGCAACAACAACACAAAAGGCAUUUUGAAUGGCGUUGUCUUAAAUUCGGGUUUGCCAACUGUGCUGAACUUGGCCAAUCUAUCUCAGCCCGUUCAGCUACUACAAAAUAGUCGGUUGCUGCAGCUACAACAGCAGCUACAACAACAACAGCAACUGCUGCAACAACAUCAACUGCAGCAACAAAAACAACAAACGACGAUUCCGUUACAAGUUAAUUUUGCAUCUACAACAAAUCUUCUUCCCAGAGCCACAUUAUUGCAACUGCAGCCACAGCAACAACAGUCGCAACAACAGCUACUACAACAACCACGGCAGCAACUACAGCUACUACAGCAACCGCAACCACAGUUACUACAACAACCGCAGCUGCUACAACAGUCGCAGCUGCUACGACAGCCACAACAACAGUUACUACAACAACCGCAACAACAGUUGCUGUUGAAUAACUCUCUUUUGGUUGCCACUACACCUACUACUCUUGCUGCCAAAGCUUCUACUAAUAAUAGCUUACCUCAAAAACUAACGAUUUUCUCCCCCCUGGCACAACUGGAUGGCACGGCCGCCAGAAGUUCCGAAGACGACGACGAUGACGACGACGAUGUCGUUGAUGACGACGACGACGACUUGGCCGCUGAUGAUGACGAUGAUGAGGAGAGCACCAGAACUGAGG